CACGCAUGGAGGUGAAACUUGGUGUGCAUGUGUAUUACAUCGUUUCCAUGACAACCACAACAACAAAUAGCCUCAGGCACUUUUGUUUAAAAUUACUUCUUCACUCCUCAAACUCGCUAAUUGCAGCACGCAUGGAGGUGAAACUUGGUGCGCAUGUGUAUUACAUCGUUUCCAUGACAACCGCAACAACAAAUAGCCUCAGGCACUUUUCUUUAAAAUUACUUCUUCACUCCUCAAACUCGCUAACGGUACCACGCAUGGAGGUGAAACUUGGUGCGCAUGUGUAUUACAUCGUUUCCAUGACGACCACAACAACAAAUGGCCUCAGGCACUUUUCUUUAUAAUUACUUCUUUACUCCUCAAACUUGCU
Messenger RNA from Geodia barretti, 370 nucleotides. The record is from the annotation of a GenBank genome assembly. Lineage: Eukaryota; Metazoa; Porifera; Demospongiae; Tetractinellida; Geodiidae.